This is a messenger RNA of Strongyloides ratti, 2199 nucleotides long. Its product is annotated as Calcium/calmodulin-dependent protein kinase type II subunit delta. Gene Ontology annotation, biological process: protein phosphorylation. Bases 1 to 2199 code for a protein of 732 amino acids. Lineage: Eukaryota; Metazoa; Nematoda; Chromadorea; Rhabditida; Strongyloididae. Gene Ontology annotation, molecular function: calmodulin binding; ATP binding; calcium/calmodulin-dependent protein kinase activity. The record is from RefSeq and is a predicted model, not a curated record. Gene Ontology annotation, cellular component: neuron projection; cytoplasm. The transcript has 11 exons.
AUGAACAAUACGUGUACUAAAUUUAGUGACAAUUACGAAGUUAAAGAGGAACUUGGAAAAGGUGCUUUUUCUGUUGUACGACGAUGUAUUCAUAAGAGUACAUUGAUGGAGUAUGCAGCAAAAAUUAUAAAUACUAAACGUUUAUCUUCAAGAGAUUUUCAAAAACUUGAAAGAGAAGCUAGAAUAUGCCGUAAAUUACAGCAUCCCAAUAUUGUUCGCCUCCAUGACAGUAUUCAGGAAGAAGCUUUUCAUUACUUAAUUUUUGAUUUAGUAACUGGAGGAGAAUUAUUUGAGGAUAUUGUUGCUAGAGAAUUUUAUAGUGAAGCAGAUGCGUCGCAUUGUAUUCAACAAAUUCUAGAAUCAAUUGCAUAUUGUCAUAACAAUAAUGUUGUUCAUCGUGAUUUAAAACCUGAAAAUUUAUUACUUGCUUCAAAAGCAAAAGGUGCUGCCGUCAAAUUAGCUGAUUUUGGUUUGGCAAUUGAAGUUCAAGGUGACCAAGAAGCUUGGUUUGGAUUUGCAGGAACACCUGGUUAUUUAUCACCAGAAGUAUUGAAAAAAGAUCCAUAUGGUAAACCUGUUGAUAUAUGGGCAUGUGGUGUUAUUUUAUAUAUUCUUCUUGUUGGUUAUCCACCAUUUUGGGAUGAAGAUCAACAUAGAUUGUAUGCUCAAAUUAAAGCUGGAGCAUAUGAUUAUCCCUCACCUGAAUGGGAUACUGUUACACCAGAAGCUAAAAAUUUAAUUGAUAACAUGUUAACAGUUAAUCCAAAAAAAAGAAUAACAGCUGAUCAAGCACUUAAAGUUCCAUGGAUAUGUAAUCGUGAUAGAGUUGCAUCAUUAGUUCAUAGACAGGAUACUGUUGACUGUUUGCGCAAAUUUAAUGCUCGUAGAAAAUUAAAGGCAGCUAUCUCUGCAGUUACUGUAAUAAAUCGUAUGAGUAAUGUGGUGAGAAAUGCUCUACCAAUGUCCUCUACUGAUAACAAUUCGAGUGCUUCAUUGAAUAAUUCACAGAAGACGGCAUCAUCACUAUCAAUCAACACGGGUUUAACUUCUUCCUUAUCUUCAUCAUUAUCCCCAAUAGCGCAAGACACUUCUAAAAAUUGUUUAACAGAAGUGUCAACACCCCCAUCUUUGUCAAAUGAUCGCAAUGAAAUCAUAUCCAAUGUAAUAAAUAAUGAUAUUCCUUCCACAAAUAUAAUGUAUGGUAAUUCAUCAUAUUGUACAAACAAAGCAGGUGAAGUUGGGGGUAUCUUUGUGGGAGAAGAAAAUGAAAAUGGUCAGAUAUUUUCUUCUAAAUCAAAAGAUAUACCAAACUCUAAUAUUUCUAAUUUACAAGAAAAUGUAAAGCCAACGGAAAAGUCCUUGGCCGAGGGAGCAAUACUAACAACAAUGAUUGCAACAAGAAAUAUUUCUCGUGGUAAUCUUUUAAAUAAAAAAGAAGGAGGAAAUACACCAUCAUCAACAAUAAAAGAAUCAUCAGAUUCGCAGGCAACCAUAGAUGAACAGGAUUCUUCUGAUAAAGCAUUAAACGGUGCUGCCGGACCUUUAAAACACGAAAAUACUGUUGUUCGUGUAGAUACCAACGUAGCUGCUGCGAAAGCAUCAUCAGGUCACCCAUAUACCUCCAUUGGAUCGGUUAUUGGUGCUAUUCAAAAUACUAACAUUCAAAAUCAGCCUACAACAGUUGGAGGCAAUAUCACCAAUCAAUCUGUUCUCCCAAGAUCUGGUGGACACAUUAUGAUACCAGCUCCUCCUCCAUCUAACGCUUCAGUUUUGAAGCAAGAAAUAGUUCGAGUUACCCAACAACUUCUUGAUGCUAUUACAUGUAAAGAUUUUGAUGCUUACUCAAAAUUAUGUGAUUCAUCAAUGACAUGUUUUGAACCAGAAACACUGGGAAAUCUUAUUGAAGGAAUGGAUUUUCAUAAAUUUUAUUUUGAAACUAAUUAUGGUUCCGGUAAUAAUUCUGCAUCUUCAACAAUUACAUCCUAUAGAAAGCAACAAAUUCAUACAACUUUACUUAAUCCAAAUGUUCACUUGAUGGGCGAAGACGGUGCAUGUAUUGCUUAUAUAAGAUUAACACAAUAUAUUGAUAAAAAUGGUGAUGCUCAUACAAGACAAGCUCAAGAAACAAGAGUUUGGCAAAAAAAACCUAAUCGUGGUUGGGUUUGUGUACAUGUUCAUCGUAGUGGAGCAUAUAAUUAA